Messenger RNA from Cinara cedri, 350 nucleotides. NCBI's taxonomy places the organism in Eukaryota, Metazoa, Arthropoda, Insecta, Hemiptera, Aphididae. The record is from the annotation of a GenBank genome assembly.
AUGGACAACGAUCAAUUUCCAUCACCAGUGAAACAAAAUCCGUCGGGAAAAGUAAGUAUAAUGAAUAUAUUAUAAUGUUACAAAUUAAAAAAUAAUUUAUUUUGUAUUAUUUAUUAAAAUAAUAAAAAAAUAUUGGUAUAGUAAUAUUAAUGUACUAACUAACAAUACUAUUAUUUCAGUUAAUCAGCAUUGGUAUUUUGUAUAAGUCAAAGAAGUUUGAGGUGCCUAGAAUGAAAUAUAAGGAUUUGAUGGAGCUCAUUUCUAAAAAUCUGGGAAUUGGAGUAAAUCGUGUUUGUAUAACAGUGUCCGAAUACAAAAGUAAUACAUUGUUGACAUCACCAAAUCGUUAA